GCUUUUGAACGUUUUUCAGGCUUCUGCAGAUCCGUCUGGAGAAAGAGGAAUCUGAGGAUGAGCUGAAGGAGCUUAAGGAGAGAAUGAGCGCCGUGAAGCAGCAGGCAGCAGAUUCCAGCCAGUCAGAGGCUCUCAACCAGGAGCUCCAGCGGUGCAGUGCUGAUCUACACAAGGCCAGGUUAGAGCUGGAGAAGCAGAGGACUGAGUAUGACAAGAAGGUCAUGGAAACCAUUUCCCUGAAAAAGUCUCACCAGAACCAGGAGGCAGAGCUAAAGUAUGAGAUCGACAGGCUGAAGGACCAGUUACAGAGGGCCAAAGAUGACUGUGUAAAGGCACAAGAGAAAAAUAAACAUCUCCCAAGCCCAGCAACCAUUUCGGAGCUGGAGCAGAAGCUCAGUGGGGCUCAAAGAGAAGCCAGCCAGUUUAAAGCAAAACUCUCUGCAACCGAGGAAGAACUGGAAACUGCUAGAACAGGUCUAAGUAAAGCUCAGAUGGACGUUAACUCCCUCCAAGAUGCUCAGAAGGACCAGGAUGCGGCUAACGCCCGCCUCAAAGAGAAACUCUCCCGUUUAGAGGCUCAGCUGCAGAGCAACGCCACCGAGAGCUCGGAGGCGGAGCUCGCCCUGCACUCCGAGGUCAGAAGCCUCCGAUCUGAGCUGGAUGAGGGGAAGAGAAAAGCUUCCAGACUGAGCCAAGAACACCGUGAACUCGGCCUGCGUCUGGAGGACACGGAGAGGGACAGAGAGACGCUCAAGCAGACAAUCACCCAGCUGGAGGACAGCAAACGGCAGCAGGAGAAAGCCAUGGAGAAACUCAGCAAAGAAUACGAGUCUCUGAAUGUGACCUCAAAAGAAGAGAUCCAGGCUCUGAAGGUUCAGCUGGAGGAGCAGAGAGAGCGAACACGAAAGGAGGUGCAGGACGCACAGCGUCAUGGAAACGAUACGAAAUCCGAGCUGGAACGAAACCAACAAAGCUUAAGGCGACAGGAGGAAGAAAUGUUGCGACAGAAGAAGGAGCUUCAACUUGCAUGCGAAGAGAGGGACAACCAUCAGCUGGACAAGGAGCUCCUCACCAACAGACUGCGCCACCUAGAGGGAGAGGCAGAGGCCAGCAAAAACAGCCUUAAUGAGAAAGCGCGCGAGAUUCGCAUCCUCGAGGACAAGCUGAAGCGUGUGGAGUUGGAGCUGGAGGAGGAGAAAAGCUCAGUGGAGAUGCUGACGGACCGAGUGUCCAGGAGCAGAGACCAGAUCGACCAGCUCCGCUCUGAGCUCAUGCAGGAGAGAUCCUCCAAACAAGACCUGGAGCUGGACAAGAACGCCAUGGAGAGACACCUGAAGGAGCUGAGGAGCCGUGUGGCUGACAUGGAGGGUCACUCUCGCUCAUCAGCCGGAGUUUCUCAGCUGGAAAACAAGAUCCAGGAGCUGGAGGACCGCCUGCGAGCUGAGGAGAGAGAGAAGAACACCAUGUUGUCGUCACAACGUCGCCUGGAGAGGAAGCUGAAAGAGCUCAACAUGACGCUGGACGAGGAGAGACAAACGCACAGCGAACAGAGAGAUCAGCUUACCCUGAGGGUGAAGGCCCUGAAGCGGCAGGUGGACGAGGGAGAGACGGAGCUGGAGAGGAUCGAGACUCUGAGGAGGAAAGCCCAGAGAGACAUGGAGGAGCAAACGGAGCUGAAGGACGCUCUGCAGGCCAGAGUCACCGCUCUGGAAACGGAGCUCAAGAGGAAAACUCAAGCAUCGAUGAGGCCGGCUCUGGAUUCGUCCGCCCUCAGCUCAGAUGACGACGACGACGACGACAGCCUGUACGACCCGUCCACCAUCACCUCGUUCCUCACCGAGAGCAACCUCCAGACCAGCUCCUGCUAAGGAACAACUUCUGGGUUGGAACAGAACAAGAGGUUCUGCUGGGAACUAUAAAUGAAGGGGAGGCUUGUGUAGACUGGGGGAAAAGCUAGAGGGUAACGGUAAACACAGGAGACAAUGAGGGCGGGCGGCGAGGACCUUAACGACUCAUUGUAGAGCUGAACAUGGGGACUAAUUUUUUCACACCAGCAUGAAUGUAAGGAAACAAAACAUCUCCACCAUUUAAAGGAAUUUCCCUCUCCAUCUCAUGCACACAAUACACGACCCGACACAAAGUACUGCUGAAGCAGACUUUACUGCACCUUUUGGAACAAAUUCAAUGUGUUGGAUCAUUUCAGAGCUGCUUCACUUCGAGAAGCUCAGCUAUUUUUUAUUUAUUUUUUUUUUUUUUCCCUUUCCUUACCACCACUAAAAAGUUUUUCUGUAACAGUUUCCAGUGCAGAUGUCAUCAGGUCAAACCUGGCUAAAUUAUAUAGACGUUACUACAGCAGCAGUGGAUCAAACAACCAUAAGCUUUUAUAGUUUAUAUUUGAAAAAGAGGCAGAUUUGUAGAGAUUGUUCACCAGAAGCUUCACAACAGCCUGCAAAAGCUGUCUGCAGCUGCAGAGAUCGUUAUCCACGAUGAAGUCGUGAGAUUCCUGUGCUGUGAUCAUCUAAAGAAAAACCACAACAGAUUAUUUGAUUAUUUGAACAGAACAAUAUAAUAAUAAAGCAGAAAAGGACCAAAUGUGUCUUACUAAUGUUGAUUAUUAGUUUAUUAUUUUGAGUUUGAUGGAAAAACUUGAACAAAGAGUUUGGAAUAAAGACCCAUUAAAUGAAUAGUUUUCAUGUGUUUUUUGAGUAUAAAAAAUGCUUAGUUUUCCAGACUUGUAUCUUUUUUUCUAUUUUCUAAACACCUAAUGAGUUAGUAGAUUUUUCAUUGAUUCAAAUUUGAUUUUUCACGUCACAUUUUGGGUUUACAGUUUGUCUUUCAGUGUUUAAUUUGCUGAUUGAAUACCUUCAGGAUCCAUAUAGAGCAACUUUUUAGGAUCAGAUUGAGCUGGACUUUUGCUUUUUAAAGUGGGUCUUAAAACAAAGCGAUAAACUACUUCUUUUUUUAUAUAUACAAGCAGAAUAAAGGGGCCAAAGCUCACUUCCAUCGCAUUUAGAUAAUCUGCAUUUAGUGUAGCGUACUUCAGUCCUUUUUUACAAGUGGAUUUAUUGUAGUUAAGAUGCCAGUGAAGUGGGCCUGGAACGCACUAUGAAGUUUUUUUGUUUCAUGAUUUGUUCUCAAAUGUCCAGAAUGUCAUAAAGCUUUGGCACAAAAAAACAAAAACAGAAAUUUGAGUCUUUGGAAUUAUCUUUUUUUUUUUUUUUUGCUGUUCUGCUCUUUAUGGAGAAAGACUGGGUAUAACACACCUGUAUGAUCUGGCCAGUCAGUCAGCUGCUUUACAGACGUGGCACUUGUGACUUGUAAAGGAGUUUUAAAACCGUCUCCAUGACAGCAGUGCCUGUGGACUGUCCAUCAGUUUCCACUUCCUCUUUAGAAAUAUUUUGACAAAGCCAAACAUAUGUUCAUUGUUACACCACAGGAACGGCAUGUUCGGGAAUUGUUGCCGUUUUAAAGUCGCAAUUCUUUUUUUUAAACCUGAGUUUGCUGAUACCUGUAAACUGCACCUUGUCUUUUUUUUGUUUUCUCAGCUUUUCUUCAUUGUAGUUAACUCGGCAUCAUAAACAAACGAGGUGAUACCAGUCGAAGAGUUGAAUGACUUUCGACUCAAACAGCUAUAAUCAUCGGGUUACUUUGUAGGGAUUCGUUAGUAAUACUUGUGAUUGUGACGCACGAGGCCACAGCAGAGGAGUUUAUGUGCACUUCUUUCCUAUUAACCUAAUCAAAUAUAAUAAAUUUAUAAAAUCACAUUUGAAUGAGCUGCUGCAUUUUGUUCACUGAGACAAGUAACAUAUUGUUUGUAUAAAUGCUUUGCAAUGAAAAAUGCCCAUUAUUUUAGAAUAGUUAGGAAUAAGAGUUUACUCCACAUUUCUAUUUUAAUCUGCACAAAAUAUUGAUAACCUAAUCCCUACCAGAAUCUUGUGGAGAAACAAAAAUACGGCCUGGUGUUCUAUUGUACUGUUGUAUAAUUGUGUAAAUGUUUAAGAAUCGCCCUGCAGUCGUUUAGGUUGAACCCACCAGGUGCGUCUUUGCUUUCUGUCCUCCAGACGGUUUGCAGCUCAAAGUGCAGCAGGUUGAAACGCUGUUGGAAACGACUUUCACUGGAUUGAAAUCUAAUUAAAGUAUUUUUUUCCUCUUGCGAUAGAAAAUAAAGGCCAAAACAUUCUUCUGCCAGGUAUUUAUAAAGAUGGCCUAAUUACUAUGCAUUUCUUUGUAUUAAGUCAGUGAAACUUGUAUUUACUGUCAAUUUAUUACAAUGCCUUUCAAUUAUGAAAAAAAAAUCAAUUUUUUAUGUUUUUUUUUUAUAUUUUGUUUAUACUUUAAGUGAUUGGCUUCACAUAAAUAAAAUAUAAUGUUUAUAUUUGCAUUUUCGGUUCAUGUGGAAAAUAGUACUGAAUGAUUUGUUCUGUGCAGAAGAAAUAAAACAAUUCUGGUUUGUACUGUAAUUAGCUGUAAACAUUUUCCACUUACUCUACUUCACAAAAUAAGUAUUUUAGUUUUCUAUUAUCUGUUAAUUCAGCUACAAUAAAUACGUUAUGUUAAAUUAA
Messenger RNA from Gambusia affinis (western mosquitofish), 4562 nucleotides. RefSeq names its product cingulin (gene cgna). The transcript is spliced from 11 exons. The coding region runs from base 84 to 1868 and encodes 594 amino acids. The record is from RefSeq and is a predicted model, not a curated record. NCBI's taxonomy places the organism in Eukaryota, Metazoa, Chordata, Actinopteri, Cyprinodontiformes, Poeciliidae. Gene Ontology annotation, cellular component: myosin complex.